AUGGCUAAGGAAUGUCCCCCAGAGGUAUGGGCAGUCAUCUUCUCCAUGGCAUGCAGAGACGACGGAAACACCGCCAUCGCCCUUUCCCAAGUCUCGCGGUUAAUAAACAUAUACUCCAAACCAUAUCGAUAUCAAAGCAUCGCGCUCACGGGUUGCAACCAAAUUACCGCGUUCGAAUCUACAAUAUCAUCGCUUCCCCCCGAGUUUAGACACAUCAGGAACCUUUUUGUCCACUGUCCCGAUCCGAUGGCAUACGUCUACUCAGAGGAAACGUAUGCAAAAGACUCCGAUGACACAGAUGAGGAGUCGCAGAGCGGCUCCGAAGAUCUUACAUGGGAGGAGAGCACUUCCGAGGCCUGUACGGAAGCUGAGGAAACAGACUCUGAAACAAAUGGAAGCGACUCCGCCAUAUCCGAGUCUGAUAGUGGCAGUUUUUACGAGCUAACCGCUGAAGAGGAAGCGGAAUUGGCGCAAGAGGUGGAGGAAUUGGCCAGCAUGCCAUCUUCAACUCUACAAGUGACGAGUCUUGCGAAUCUUGACUGGCUUAAAGUUUCUCUCUCUUCCCUUGAUCGCUUCCAAUACACAAUCCUUGCCGCUCUUCGUCGCAUUCUCGAAGCGGCGGCCCAGUCUCUGGAAAACCUCACUAUACAUUGGUCGAUGCAUGAGUACUGCCUUUUGGAAGUCAUGCUUCCCGAGUUGCCCGUCCUUCGAGAUCUCUCAAUUUUCAGAAAAAUGUCUUGGGGUCGAUCUUAUGAAACUAACAAGUUAGUGUGGUCGGGCCCUCCCACCGUUUUUCCAUCUCUUAGACGACUUCAAAUUGAAGGUUAUCUUGAAGAACCCGAAAGCUCUUUUAUAGAGAUGGCGCCAUCAUUAAUGUGUCUUCACAUGAAUGACACCCUCAUACGGAAAAUGUUACCAUUCCUCCCGACAACGCUGACAAAGAUCUUGUUACAUGCGCCCUCUGCAAUGUAUUUACCGUCACGCUCCAUAAAGAAGGAAUUAUUUGGAGAAAACUAUAAGGAAGGUGUCGGCGAAUACGCUAGGGUCGUGGCGGAUGUGUAUCCCGAAGCUCAUGAGUUUUGGCAGAAAGAUUGGUUAGCGAGGAUCAACAACGAAGGUGAUGCGGUAUCCUGUAUGCCUGAACGGGAUUCCUGA
Laccaria bicolor S238N-H82 is the source of this 1155-nucleotide messenger RNA. RefSeq lists its product as uncharacterized. The coding region runs from base 1 to 1155 and encodes 384 amino acids. The transcript has 2 exons. The record is from RefSeq and is a predicted model, not a curated record. NCBI's taxonomy places the organism in Eukaryota, Fungi, Basidiomycota, Agaricomycetes, Agaricales, Hydnangiaceae.